CGCCGGCGCGCAAGCAGCCGCCGCAGCAGCAGUAGAGCAGGCCGGUCGGUGCGUCUUGCCGUGCUCGCCGUCGUCGGCGCAUCCGCUGUGGGUGUGCGUGCCUUCGCCGUGCGUGCGUGUGUGUGUGUGUUUUGUGUGCGUGUGGCGUCUCCCUAGCCAGCCAGCUCGGCGCAAGCAGCGGCAAGGUCGGCCCCCGAUCAACAUCGGCCAUGGGAGACGACGGAGGCGGCGGCGAGGAGCAGCUGUCCGAGCAGUUCACUUCGGGAUUCCGGCUACGAGCGCGCAAAGGCGCUCUCAAGAAGAAGAACGUCUUCGAAGUGAAGGACCACAAGUUCAUACCGCGCUUCUUCAAGCAGCCCACCUUCUGCUCGCACUGCAAGGAUUUCAUCUGGGGCUUUGGGAAGCAGGGAUACCAGUGCCAAAUAUGCAGCUUUGUUGUGCACAAGCGGUGUCACGAGUUCGUCACCUUCAAGUGUCCUGGCAAGGACAAGGGCGUCGACUCAGACGAUGCACGGACCAAGCACCAGUUCGUGCUGCAGACGUACACCAGUCCAACCUUCUGCGACCACUGUGGCUCGCUCUUGUACGGUCUCAUCCAUCAGGGCUACAAAUGCAAAGCUUGCGACAUGAACGUGCACAAACGGUGCCAAGAGAGUGUGCCGAACCUUUGUGGCUGCGACCACACCGAACGGCGAGGGCGUAUCCACCUGAAGGUUUCGGCAACCACUACGCGGCUCACCUGUGAAGUGCGGCAGGCACGCAACCUGAUCCCGAUGGACCCCAACGGCUUGUCGGACCCCUACGUCAAGCUCAAGCUGAUUCCCGACAUGGGUGACUCCGCCAAGCGGAAGACCAAGACCAUCAAGGCCUGCCUCAACCCCGAAUGGAACGAGACACUCGUCUUCGACCUCAAACCCAUCGACAAAGACCGGCGACUGCUGAUCGAGCUGUGGGACUGGGACCGGACGUCGCGCAACGACUUCAUGGGCUCCCUCUCGUUUGGAAUCUCAGAGAUUCUCAAGUCGCCGGCCGAAGGCUGGUUCAAGCUUCUGACGGCCGAGGAGGGCGAAUUCUACAACGUCCCCGUGCCCCCCGAGAACCCGGCACUUGCGCAGGGAGCAACGCACCACCAGCAGUCGAGGCCGCGGCCGACACCGCAGGCCUCCUCGGACCUUAUCCCGCACAACAUGGGCAAGCAGGACGUGAUCCGAGCGUCUGACUUCAACUUCCUGCUCGUGCUGGGCAAAGGCAGCUUUGGCAAGGUUCUGCUGGCUGAGCGGCGUGGCACCGACGAGCUGUAUGCCGUCAAGGUGCUGAAGAAGGAUGUCAUCAUCCAGGACGACGACGUUGAAUGUGCUAUGGUUGAGAAGCGGGUGCUGGCGCUGGCAACCAAGCCCCCGUUCCUCGUGCAGCUGCACUCGUGCUUCCAGACGAUGGAACGACUCUACUUUGUCAUGGAGUACGUCAACGGAGGGGACCUCAUGUUUCAGAUCCAGCAGUGCGGCAAAUUCAAGGAGCCCGUGGCCGUCUUCUACGCCGCCGAGAUUGCCGUCGGACUCUUCUUCCUGCACUCGCGCUCCAUUGUGUACCGUGAUCUGAAGCUGGACAAUGUCCUGCUAGACCAGGAUGGGCAUAUCAAGAUUGCCGACUUUGGCAUGUGCAAGGAGGGCAUCCAAGGGGAGAAGACCACCAAGACGUUUUGCGGCACGCCUGACUACAUCGCCCCCGAGAUCAUCCUGUACCAGCCAUACGGAAAGUCGGUGGACUGGUGGGCAUACGGGGUGCUCUUGUACGAGAUGUUGGUCGGGCAGCCACCCUUUGAUGGUGAGGACGAAGAAGAACUGUUUGCCUCCAUCACGGACCACAACGUCUCUUACCCCAAGGCGCUCUCCAAGGAAGCCAAGGAGGCCUGCAAAGGGUUUCUGACCAAGAACCCAGCACGGCGUCUGGGCUGCGGUUCAUCAGGUGAGGAGGAUGUGCGGACACACCCAUUUUUCCGUCGCAUCGACUGGGACAAGAUCGAGAACCGCGAGGUGCAGCCACCAUUCAAGCCCCGCAUUAAACACCGCAAGGACGUGAGCAACUUUGACAAGCAGUUCACCAGCGAGAAGAUCGAGCUGACGCCCACCGACAAGCUGUUCAUGAUGAACCUGGACCAGACCGAGUUCAUGGGCUUCUCCUUCCUCAAUCCGGAGUUUGUGCAGCACGUCUAGCCAGACUCUUCUGCCGUCUAUUUAUUGUUUAACUAUAAUUAUUAUUACCACACCGCACCCGACGUCAACGAUGCGUGCCUCCCCGCGAGGGGGUCCCACCACCAUCUCUCUCCUCAGGACUCGGAACCUUCAUGCCCGUCAACACACUGUAUUGUACUCGGGGACAAGUUUGCGUGGCCGUCGGGCUAGGGCAGUGGGCCCGAGUCUUGUUCCUACAUACUCAACGCGCUGUCGCCGAGCGGCGCAUGUACGCGACGUGACUGAGUGCUUUCCCCCGUAGGCUGCAAUGGCGUUUGUCUGAGGGCUCGCAUCCUUGGGCAGUUUGAGCUUUAUUCAGCAGAGGGGUACAGUCUCUUCAGGCGGGAUUACAGGUUUCUUGGCCACGAGCGGCAAGAUGUAUUUGAGACUGCCUGGAAUGACUGGUGGCGUACCCGUUACGAAGGCAUAUCAGACGUUGGAGUCUUCUCGCGCACAAAGCUAAUGUCAGCUGAGUAUUUAAGAUGGCGUGGCGUGGCUACUAGCUGAGACAACGACGCGAUAUUCUUCACUGCCAUUCGGAAGUUGUCCCCGAGAGCGUCAGCGGUAUUUUCACGUUGUUUUCACAUUCGGUAGGACGUGCGCUUGAGAGAGUUAAUCUCGGAAUGCCAGACAGGCUGGAAGAGCGCCGCGUACGUGGAAGCCUUCAACUUGGGCCGCAGGGCAUGACCCCAGCUUAUGAACCUUGAGCUUCGCAGAGCACUCUCCAAUGAGCACUUCGACUGUUCCUUGCUUCGCAAUUUUUCGCCUAAAUUUUCCAUACAGCAGUGUCACAGGGGACGUUGGUUUCCAUGGAACUUCCGUACGUUAAUGAUAUGCGAACGUUGUAAAAUCUUGAUGGACCUCUUGUUACACCCGUGUUACACAUGUGUUAGUCUCAAGCUUUUGGUGAUACAUUAUAAGCGUCGUUGUCGAAACAACUCUUUACUCUAUCGAAUGACGUCCUCAAGGGACGUUUUCUGUCCUCGACGUCCUAUGGAAGCUGUGUCUAUACGUGGUCCUUACUUCCGGCACUGUCGCAGUACGGGGAGACUCGCGUCCCACGAAUACGAUUCUGUUUUCUUUUCACUUUUAAGCAGCAUGCCACCGCGUUUUCUCCUGGUGAUGGUUGAGCCCAUGCAUCAUUAUCAUGUUGAUGGGUCUUUCCCCCCGUAAUACUGUCACUAGUGCAGCGACCGAGAACGUGGAUGCCGGUUGUAGUAAUGGCCCGCGGACACUUCCAGACCAACUUGGAAAAUGACCACCGGAAGUUGUCUAUGAAAGGCCAAUUUUUGACACGACCAUUCCUGUUGGCAUAGUCUUCCCAUCGUUGUGAAGCAAAUCUCGACCUCAUAAUGUUGUACUGUCGUACCAAACAAUCGACCCACUCAGGAAAGUUCGUCAAAGUUUCAGGCAAGUGUCGGAAAUGAAGUGGAAAGAUUACGGUCUUGAAAAAUUUUAUUUCACCCUGUGAUUCCCGGUUUUGGCGGAAAUGCGAUCGUUGCGACAAAACUUGUGGCUCCCUCUAUCGACGGCUGCCUACCAGGCACUUGAAAAUAACUAAGCUCCUUCUUGUACGCUGGGCUAUUUCAGAACUAGGCCAGCAUACUUAAGUCGGAAGGCUUUCUAGAGGCUGUUCAGUAAUUUCAUGGUACACAUUAUGCGUUUUGGUAUUCUAGUCUGCUCUUUUUUUGAUUCGUGUAGCAUCAACGAAGUUGUCCGCUAACUGCCGUAAACAGCUUGCCAGAGGUUUAUUCGUUGAAAGGCGUGACUAGUCAUUCGGGGAGGGAAGGAGGGGUACUCGGCUAACAAGGAGAUUCAAAAGGAAGCUAAGGACGGUAGAUUGAGCGGCAAAAAAUGGUUUGACAGUAGUAAUGACAAGAGAUGAGAAGGCACAAUUAGACGGAGCCAGUAGUGUUACACAGGUCAUAUAACCGGUAAUCUAGAGAAUAUAGCCGAUGGUACACCGAGAGAUUCACAACGCAGCCUAUGAAGGCGAAUAAGUGUGUACGCGAUGUGAAGAUAUUCUUAAAUUCCCCAUGUAUGGAGCGGCUGCGGUUGAUGCGGGGCAGGGUCGACAGGAAAGCUGUGGUAGAAGUCACCGACCUGGCAGUUGGCCUCUGCCGGGUGAAGACUACUAGGAACUGAAAACACUCAAAUUGCCCAGCUUGGAGCGGCAGAGGCGUCAAAUACAUAUGUUCUUUUGUCAGAGCGGGCCGGUGGAACUGCAAUGUUCGCAAUGUGAACCGACCUUUGCCGCCGCGCCGUUGACAGGUGGGGCUGUUUAUUUUUUUUUCCUUGAUCGACCUCGUGUCAAGUGACUUGGGGUCGACUAGAAAGUCAGCACAAGAAGGCACGGUCACGUUUCUUCAAGUCGAGUCAUGGAUAGUGACUCGCCAUUAGCAUCGAACGCGACACCUUGUGCAGAUUACGCGGUUUAGCGAACUUGUAGCCUCCAGCAUACAAAACAUGUGAGAUAAUAUGUCCCCGUCUAUAACACCUGAGUCCGCGCCGGUGUGCGUUGUGCACAAGAAAAAUGGAAUAGGGCUAAACACCGAGCCACAGAAUGAACCUCUGCGUCACUUUGGUGAAAUUUCUGCUACUGCGAUCGCAGGUUUCCUGUUUUUCACAGCAGUGCUGGCUAACUACCGGCCCCGAUCAAUUAUCUUCAUACCAGUUCAGUUAGAAUCAUGUAUUUCGCAUGUUUGUCUUGGUGUAUUCAUCACUUAGUUUGACCCGCUUCCUCCUUGUAACGACGCUGGCUCGUAAUUCCAUGAACAUCCUCGAGACAGCGAAGAUCGCUCCGUCGAAUUAGCUUGUUUUGGCGAAACACAAUCUAAUUGAAGUUUGCCUCCUAUUUAUGACGAAGGCACCGUGGACGUUUCUUUUCCGCCAUUGUUUGAUGUGACCUUUGUUUAGGCCCUGUCACCCAAAAGUGAGUGAUGAGGCCUGUCUAGAAGAUGCGUCGCUUUCGGUUAGCCACCAGAGGGAAAGAAAGGGCUUGCAUUUGCCCCCACAAAGAAGUAUAGUGCCAAAUAAACCAUGUACCAUCGAAUGCAAGCAUCAGUUCUCGAUACUCUGUCCUCGCGUCUUGUAGUUUUCCGCUGGCGACUUUCGAAGUCGUCGCCACGACUUGUGUAUCGGCCUUGAAGCGCGCGUCGAACCGAGGCGAUGAGCAGGCUUUCGGCUACGCUGUAUGAGCACAUUCUUAUUUGCAGUUUGUCUGAGGCAUCGUCCACAUCUCCUUUAGUUGUUGGCUGAAAUCAGUUCCAGCUGCUUUUAAUAUGUGGUCCUGAACGCUGGAAUUUCGUUGAAGAUCGUCAGAAGCCAGCGUGCAUCUAAACGCUCAGCGCACCACUUUAUUUUCCAACAAAGGUCAUUACGAGCCUUAGAAAUAUUUUGACGGUAUGAAGUUGACGUCUCCCAUAAAGUUGUUAACGAAUUGCCCUACAACGACCCUUAUUCAUCGCUCACAAGCUCAAAGCAGACCUUAUCGAGCCAAUUUUAUGAAAUUCCUUGGUUAUUCUCUUACCAUUUGAACGUCGCUGGAAAUGUUUUGCACCUCUAGGGGCUGUUCGCUGGUUUGAGUUGAACGGCAUCAAUUAAAAAAAAAUAUACCAGUUUUAGUGUCGCGUUCCGUCUCACAGUUUCGAUUUUGCGUGGCCAAAUUCUCCAGCCGCCGCUGUGAAAGCAGAAACAGAAAGAAAGUUUUGGAAUCUGGCAUGCAGUGGAACUACAACCGCUGACUUGGCGGUCUACAAAUGCAUAUGUACCGGACAUCGACAAACACGCUGUAUCACUGCUGAAGUAGGCAUUCAACGUGUUUCAGGUGCGCUGUCAUUAAAUGCGAAUGGAAUUUGUAGUACUUGCGCAUCUAGUCAAAGGAUGUCCUUGAUGCUUGUUGCAUUUAGUUUUGUCUUCCUUAGCUUGGGACAUCUCAGGAAUUUUCGGAGCGGAUAGGCAGUACGAAACUUGAUGAAAUUCUAUUGCUGGAUAGGCUAAGUCCGCGAGACUUGUGCCAUAGGCUUUCUUGAUGUGUAUGUUUUUGCCGUUCGGCGUCUGCUCAGGAACGUACACGUCAGAGCGUUGUUUGUCCUAGUUACUAUUUGAUCGUUUUUGCAGGGGCAUCGAGAAUUUCCCGUCUCGUUGCGUUGUGAAUCUUGAGGAGGCCCCGUUCAGUAUUGAGGCGCAUGCUUAAAGGCAUUGUCGCUAAACCCGGGCUUGUUGCGACUUGGAGUUAUACGAGUCGUUAAUGGACUGUUUAUCCCUACGACCUCGCCGCUUGGCUGAUUAUUGUCAGCCACUGGAGGUGUUAUUUUUUUUUUUGCAAUGGUGUGAUGGUGACAUGUUUUUACGUAUUGAGAAAUUCUGCUUUGGAAGGUUUGGCUCACGAAAUUUGUCGAUCAAAUGUGAGGAAGGCGAAUCACAGUGCCGCUAUUUAUUCAUAAAACUGAUAGGUGUUUCUACUGGCUUAUGUUUCGUUCCACGGAGUAAAAUUGCUUGUCGGCAAAAAUCUUGCCCGAGGAAAUUCUCCUAGAAAUCAAAGUCCUUUUAAAGGUGGCAAACUCACUAAUUUCCUUGGUAGUUUUGUCGAUUGAAUUCGUCGAUUGAAAUUGUGCAUGAAAGUGUAUGAAGUAGAAACUUGGGUUUCCGCUUCAUGCAGAACGCAAACUGGUCUUUGAUGAAGCAAGGUUACCAACGAAUAUAGUUUGGCGGCGCAUUGCUGGUCGGCUCGAAACUCUGACGCUAGCGAUGAAAUGCCGAACGAGCGCAUUUCUGGUGAAAUUUUGAUUUGCAGCUCAGUCGGACUGCGUUAACUUUUCAUGUUUAGUGGUCCAAAGUCGCGGUCAUUAGACACCAGCAGACGUCGGCGAGACCAUUUUGCAAGAAGUUUGAAAUAAUUUCCUUCGGCUUUCCUCUUAUGUGUGGUUUGUAAAAAGUCGGCAAGGUCUUUUGGGAUAGACGGCUUUCUUUUUCAUAAGUGUACUGACCGUCAACGUUCUUGAGUUACGCUGUGGCGAAUGCCUUUCCUCAAGCUUUUGAGAGAGCUCAUUGUAAAUUUUCCUGCUCGAAAGUAUCGCAUUUAGAUUUUUUCUCUGACAGGCGUGUCCUAAAAUUUGCUGGAAUGCUUCAGCAGCUUGCUUGAGAAUACCUGAGAUGUCUAUGGAACGUUUGAACGCUAAACACUCGUGCGAGCGAGCCCCAGGUUGCAUCGCGUUCUUGCUAUCCUAUUCUGCGUAGUAUGCGGCUCAUCUUUGUUACGUUUCCCUGUCUACGUCACCACGCACUUCGGCCACUUUUUAUAUGCGGGGCGAAGUAGUUCUACAACCAGUGGACUCACUUUUAUUAACGGUGCUCCACGAACGAUGCAGGUCGCCCUUUAAAGCCAGCUUCACAAUUUACAAAUUGUGCGUGUUUUCAACCGCAGCGACUGCAGAAACCGGUCCUGUGCGGCGGCGCAGCGGAGUUUCGAUUUUGUGAAAACUUUCGCCGUGGCGGUACGGCUGACCAAUGGUAGCGCCGCACCACUCUGACGUAUGUGCUGACGCUUCAGUGGCAGUGCAUGAUUGGAGAGUGACAGUCGCCUAGUCGGCGGACGCUCGAAGUUGCAACAUGUGAAAUAAAGAGCGCGGCUGCGUUGGUCUCUCGACAGAUCAUGGUCGACGGUGAGGCAGAGAGAAUGUGUCGAGAGGUCUGCCGACAGGGAGUCCGAGAACAUCUCGACCUGCCACGUCAACGGUGCGAGUCAAGCGAAGACGCAAAGAAUAGAAUCAGGAGACAAAUCCCUGAAUUGUGCACAUUCUUCCAUUAUUCUUUCUUCGGUGUCUUUGUGGAAUGCGAGGUUUGCAUGACGAAGCACUAUCAACUAGCUCGAUUCUCUGCUCUUCUCAGCUCCGGCGCUCCUGAGCAUGUUUUCCCAACUUUUGAACUUGUCUUGAGUAGCCUGUUCAAGACGUGCUUGCCCACCCUUACCGAUCCACGGUACAAGUACGCAGCUCCGGCUGUGCCAGCGCCAAGAACUCUGGGAUAGUAUGUAUUCUUUUGUCAGUGUGCAUCGAACGAGCGCUCUCGUAAUUCUCGAGAACCAUUAAUUUCUUGUGUCUAACGUGUGUCUGCAAUAAGCUUUACCGUGCAAUAAUACCGUGGGCCACAUAUUUUUCUUGCCUAUCGAUAGUUUACGCUGAAUAGCUUGACGAAACUUUUGUUACCUCUGUUCCAAGGCCUUUUCUUGAGGCUAAUUGAUGGUGUGCAACCUUGGUAAAAAUCUCUGUGUUUUCGCGCUUCAAGACGUGUGAUGAAUUUCUCUCCGCAUUUCUCGCCGCCCUUCACAAGGUAGUACGUGUGUAAUCUUUGUUUCCUCCAACAAGAAAGUUCAACUGCAGUUUCAUCCCUUUCGAAACCAGUUCUGCUUGGAACAGAUCACAGCCGUGGCUAGGGCGGUGUUUUCUUUUUUUCCCCGCUCAGUGCUCCAGAUUGAAACGUUCGUGUUCGCAGCCAGACAACGCUGCUCUUUGAGGUUGUAGCUGGCUGAAGCAAUUCCGUGCUUAGUUGGGGAUAUGUACUGAAACACGUUCUCUAUUGCCAUGGCAGUGUAACUUUCGUGCAUGAAGAACGGCUGUUUCAUUCAGACGGUAUUCCCCAGGAAUUGCAGUGGCAUCUCAUGAUAUGCCCAGAAGACGUGAAGAGGCCUUCCGCUGCGGUCUCCGGAUUUCUCGGGGCGCAAUGACGACUUCUCCAGCAACUGAGCUCCGUUUUCCUUGUCAUUCGCGUCGUUAUAGUCGCUGCCGCCGGCGCCUCAUAACCAAGAGCGAUGUGUGCUGACGGAUAUACUGUGUAAUUAUGAUGCCAGUGUUUUACGACGAGCGAAUGCUCUCGCGACGCACCACAGUGUACAGCUCUGCUCGCUUUGUGUCGGCUGCAAGCCAUGAAAAAAAAGGUCUACUGUGAAUUCCAGCUAUUUGCCUUACCACAUACCUUAUCGCCUUACCGUGUACAACUCGAAACCUACCACCCAUUCAAUUGCUUCGAACGAGCUGUGAACUUGGGAUCUUGUGGCGGAACCCUCCUUUUAUGCUCGCGUCUAAAACCCUUCCCUCGUCGUGAAAGCUUCGAGUUCACCCCCACAAGGGUCGUUCGCUCCCGAACCUCUGGUGUCUGCUAUAUUGUUGUUCGUUAAAAACGCGGAUAUGUGCCCUCUUAGCAUUAGCAAGAACAAAACAAGGGCAAUGGACGGCACAUAUUUUUAAGCAUUUGUACUGUGUAUGCUCAUUGCUUUUAGCCAACAGAAAGCGUUCAACGAUGGUUUAAAUUAUAUGCUGAGCCCUGUUUUGUCUGAGCAACGCAUGCCUCGCGACGGUCUCUACUGAGGGUCGCACCUCAUCGAGUUGUUCGAAGACGCUCAACUUACCGACUCUGGUCAUUUCACUAAGGUGUUGAAGAACGCGGGUAUCUUUUCCCCCCCUUUGUUUCCUCACAAAUAUCGCAACGCCUAAUCAAUAUAGCAUGUUGUACGGAUAUUCCUUAGCCACUGUAUCGUAGCCGCCUCUCUCUCUGCUUGAAUAUUACUGGCCUGCUCCUUUGGCCUGGCGUGCGAUGGAAUCUGAUCCCCACCACCAGGUAUCUAUGCCCGAGUUCCGCGAACCCACGUGACAUGCGCUAUGCAUUUUAGCGAUGACUCCGCAUGCGGCGGAGAGAGUGCCAAAAUGGCGGCGCUUGAAUGUGAUCGGCGUCGAUGCAGUAACGCUGUGACGACAAAGCACUAGCUAUGGUAUGAAGCGUACUCGUUCCACCCUCUGAGAGGAUGGCCCUUGUCCGGGUCUCGAAGAGCCAACUUUUACACAUGCUCGGUUCAGGAACAGUAGUCGGUUUAACAUGCCCAUCUGUAGUACCAGAUUAGUCCGCCCCACGAUCUUGGUGAGCACUGAAUCUUGGAGUUUAUGUUAGCUCGAGAGUUUCGGCACGGCGUGCGCGUACGUGUCCCAGCUGGCGUAUCAUGACAAGCACUAGCCUAAUGCGGCGGCCAGCGAUAACGCUAGUAGCUGCAGUUCCUGAGGCUGUGUUUGAACAUUAUCUGUGAUUCCUUUAUUGCAUUGCGUGACCGUGGACCGCUUGUCGCCUGGGAGUUAGGUUCGGCCGAGAGAUUGAAGCACCCGUUUAUGUACUUUCGGAAGAUGGGAUUGGAUAGCAUAUUGUGUGACAUGUUCAGCUGGGCGCAAUUUCAAGGGUUGUUGUCGCUGUAGCGCCGAGGUCUCCGCAUACGUCAUGGCAUUUCUGUAAUACUGCAACCACAGUGCGUGCAUGUUCGUCCUGAAACUCUCUGCAAUCUAUGCUUGUUUCAAGAUGUGAAAACCGCUGCUGUGGCUUGAAUGGUAGCGAAUAAGAAAACGUACCCAAAGUGUAUCGUGAGACUUAGGUAUCGGUAACAAUUGCUCACGUUCCGCACAUCUCCUGAGAACGCGUCACACGAGUGACGGUAUUAUUAUUAUUAUUUUUUUUUUGCUACUUCGGCAAGCCUAUAAGUGGCAAUAUUUUGCGCAUGAGUUGACGCCGUGCAUGUAAACGUCCCCUAAAUACACGAACCACGCUAAUGUCCUUUGCGAGACGCGGCUUCAGUGGCGCCUCGAACUUCGUGCAGGGUCACUUAAAGGGCUAGUAUCCGUUUUCGCCAGCUGCGUACUACGCCCGCAAGCAUUAAAAAUGGGUCGAAGUGAAUGUCUGCACGAGGAAACGGCAUUACACGACAGGAUGGUUGCGUCUGUCGCGUUUUCAGCCUCCAGCGUUGAUCCUCUGCCGCUAAACCGACGCGAAGUGUGUCUGUUGUGAGGAGAAGUAAAAUAUUAUGUUGUGUUA
Messenger RNA from Dermacentor andersoni, 11078 nucleotides. RefSeq names its product Protein C kinase 53E (gene Pkc53E). Gene Ontology annotation, biological process: protein phosphorylation. Lineage: Eukaryota; Metazoa; Arthropoda; Arachnida; Ixodida; Ixodidae. The record is from RefSeq and is a predicted model, not a curated record. Gene Ontology annotation, molecular function: zinc ion binding; diacylglycerol-dependent serine/threonine kinase activity; ATP binding.